Ilex paraguariensis (yerba mate) is the source of this 528-nucleotide messenger RNA. Lineage: Eukaryota; Viridiplantae; Streptophyta; Magnoliopsida; Aquifoliales; Aquifoliaceae. The record is from the annotation of a GenBank genome assembly.
AUGGCCCGAAUAUCAGAUCCUCUCGUAGUUGGGAGAGUGAUUGGAGAUGUUAUUGAUAAUUUCUCUCCAACUGUUAAGAUGUCUGUAAUUUACAACUCCAACAAGCAAGUCUAUAAUGGCCAUGAGUUUCUUCCUUCCAUGGUGACCUCUAAACCUAGGGUUGAUGUUCUUGGGGGUGAUAUGCGAUCCUUCUUUACACUGAUCAUGACAGACCCAGAUGUUCCAGGCCCUAGCGAUCCAUUCCUAAAAGAGCACUUACACUGGAUGGCCACAGACAUCCCAGGCACAACAGAUUCCUCGUUUGGAAAAGAGGUGGUGAGCUAUGAGAAACCAAGGCCAAACAUAGGGAUUCACAGGUUGGUGUUUCUGCUGUUCAAGCAACAAAGAAGACAGGCAGUGAACACUCCACCACCUGCAUUGAGGGAUGGGUUUAGCACUCGGAAAUUUGCGGAAGAGAACGAGCUAGGCCUUCCUGUGGCUGCUGUAUUUUUCAAUUGCCAAAGGGAAACGGCUGCGAGAAGGCGUUGA